Molecule: messenger RNA, 1122 nt
Organism: Grosmannia clavigera kw1407
Lineage: Eukaryota; Fungi; Ascomycota; Sordariomycetes; Ophiostomatales; Ophiostomataceae
Product: cbf nf-y family transcription factor
Exons: 1
Coding region: 1-1122 (373 amino acids)
Biological process (GO): negative regulation of transcription by RNA polymerase II; transcription by RNA polymerase II; positive regulation of transcription by RNA polymerase II
Cellular component (GO): nucleus; negative cofactor 2 complex
Molecular function (GO): core promoter sequence-specific DNA binding; protein heterodimerization activity; transcription coactivator activity
Source: RefSeq, a predicted model, not a curated record
AUGUCUGGAGAAGGGAGCUACGCCCCCAAAUCACCCGAUCCGUCGUCUUUCUUCUCGCCCCCAGCACCUGCUGGCGCUCACCAGCAACCACCCAAUACUUCCUACCCGCAGCAAUACCCGCAAGCGGUCCAAAUUUCGUAUGAACAGCACCAGCAUCAGCACCAGCAUCAGCAGCACCAACAGCAGCAGCGAUUCUCUCCCAAUCAUCAGAUUCAGGCUCCACAGCAGCCCUACUACCAGCCUCCCCCACAGUACACCCAACAGCCGUAUAUCCAGCCUUCCCAGCAACAGCAGCUCCAACCACCGCUGUCUGCGCAGCCGUAUUACGCUCCUUCGAACCCCUCGCAACAGUCGCUGGCUGCACCACCGCCGCAGGCGUACGGCCUUGUCCAACCGCCGGCAGCGCAUCAGCAGCAGCAGUUCUUCCAAGGCUACAACAACCCACCGUAUCAGCAGUACGGGCCUCCCGUCCAGGGCUACCAGCAGCCAGGAAGCUUCGCGCCGAAUCCGUAUCCGACGUCACAAUCACAGCAAUCACAGCAGCCACAGCAGCCACAGCAGCUGGCAGAGCAGCACGACCAGCCGUUCCGACCGACGUCACCGGUUCCCAAACCAGAAUCCUCCCCGGCGAUGCCACCACGCAAGGCAGCAGCGCUAGCCGGCUCGUCCGCGGCAUCGCUGGCCGACGGCGGCAGCACGGCGGCGCCGUCGCCGGUCAAGACCAAGUUCCCCACCGCACGCAUCAAACGGAUCAUGCAGGCGGACGAGGAGGUCGGCAAGGUGUCGCAGCAGACGCCCAUCGCCGUCGGCAAGGCGCUGGAGAUGUUCAUGGUCGCCCUGGUCACCAAGAGUGCGGACGUGGCACGCGCCAAGAACUCGAAGCGCGUGACCGCCCAGAUGCUUAAGCAGGUGGUCGAGUCGGACGACCAGUGGGACUUUCUCCGGGACAUUGUCAAGAAGAUCGACCCGGAAGAGAAGCACACGCGCGGACCCAGCCGCAACAGCACCAGCGGCGCCGAGGGCAACAGCAUCGGCAGCGCCGCCAAGACGAAGCUGGAGAGCGACAGCGAAGACGAGCAGCCCAAGAAGCGUGGCCGGCCAGGCCGGAAGAAGAAGGUGUAG